Molecule: messenger RNA, 2581 nt
Organism: Pseudophryne corroboree (corroboree frog)
Lineage: Eukaryota; Metazoa; Chordata; Amphibia; Anura; Myobatrachidae
Exons: 13
Coding region: 1-1413 (470 amino acids)
Source: RefSeq, a predicted model, not a curated record
AUGCAACAGCCUCCCACACUACCACUGAGAGCCACCACCCCCGUCACAUGGGCCCAGUACAGGGGAGGACAGAUGUGUCAGACACUGGCAGCUGAUAGCAUCAUUAUGUUGCUGGUCCUAUUCCUGCUGGGCAUGGCCCCAGGUGUCGUCUCCCGAGGAAUCAGCUAUCUGGUCGGAUCUCAGUUCCACAUCUAUAUGAAGGAGUUAUGCAACGCCAGCGUUUUUGACAUUUUCACUGGCGGCCUGCGAAUUGGGACGUAUCAUGAUGGACUACAAGGACUGAACAUUUACCAGAAUCGCCUGGAGUUCAUCAAACGGAACUGCACCCUCAUACUUCAUGAGAUGGAAUUGGUCCCUCAGAAUUUUACGGUUAAUGUUGCAACGUUAGAAAACGAUGUAAUCAAGGAUUAUAGCGAGACCUUCGCCCUCAGCGUCCCUGAAACAACAUCGAUAUUAACAACAAGCACUAAUACCACAAUAGAAGACAGCGCUGCACAGCUAACAGGCUGCUUGGUAUCACUCUGUAUCUCUCUGUAUCCUGCCACCAGCGGCCUCCUGUCUGUGCUGGCCUGUAUUAUACAUUUGUGCCCUUCACUGAAUGUCCUCAAGCAUCUGCAGGGGGUACAAGAUCUGAUCAGUAGACGCUGUGUUGCACCUAUGCGGCGUAUAUUAGGACUACAAGAUAAAUCAGAGACUAGAGGUGGUCCGCCUCAGAAAAUUUUAAGUCGGGUUUGUUUGAUAAACCGGUAUAUCUCUCUGCUCUGUCAGCUUGUCAGCAUCUGCCUGUGGCUCGCCUGUGGGUGUCUGGAAAGGCCAGCCAGGAUCUCCAUUAUAGUAUGUGCAGCCGUCUCCUCUGCUGCCCAGCUAUAUUAUGCCUGCCCACGGGUACAAUAUCUGAUCAGAAGAUGCUGUGUUGCACCUGUGCAGCGUAUAUUAGGACUAAAAGAUAAAUCAGAGACUAGAGGUGAUGGCGCUAACUGUAACCGGCGGAGACGGCUGAUCUAUGACCUCUGCUUUAUCAUUAUACUGGAUCUUAUACUGACAAUCUGCCCAUUUGUAAUUUACUACGCAACAUCUACAUGUCACAGAGUCACUCAUGAAACUCUGGGCUUCUGUAUAGCAGCGUUGGUCUCUGUGGGUACAGCCGCAGUGAUUUUCCUGUUCUGUUGCGUACGAAACGCUACUGAGACCAACGUCAGCGCUGAGGAUCCAAAGUCCAACAGUCCUGAUACGGAGUCAUCACCACAAGCUGAAUUACUAAGUCAGGAAAAAGGAAACGGCCUGAGUACAGACGCACAGAGAGCGGAUGGAAUUGACGUUGCAAAUACCAAUGAGCGGAACAGUAACACUGACGGCCCAAAUCCCAACGUGCCUGGUACAGAACCUCCACUAAACCACGUCCUUCUUGGAUAGGAAUAAGAAAAGCUCAAUCUCCGGCGGGAUGUCUGAGUUGUGGCAUCUGCCAGACGACUAAGAUCAUUUGCUUUAGCCAAACUCAGGACCCUGUGAACUACUAAAGCCAUUGUAUUACUGCGGGUGUUCCUCCAAGUGACUGUAUUAUCCGCUAGGAGACUUCAUUUAUUUAUUAACAGUUUCUUAUAUAGCGCAGCAUAUUCCGUUGCGCUUUGAAGCACCUAGAGACUAAUGGUGACAGCAGACUAUCAGAUGGACACCCAGUUUUCUCACCUGAUUCUGUAUGGUCUUCCUGUUGGGUGGUGAGAGCUGCAGAUGCAGAUUCCUUGUUAUAACGCACUACUUUUGUACAUUGCACUGAGUAUGUAAUAGCUUUUUAUAACUGACUGAUUCAGAUAUGUACGGACAAAUCCAAAUAUUGGGAGUCUGCGCAAGCACGUUGUACUCAUUGGCGGUCUGGAUCUUACAAUAUCGCUCACAGUGGAUUGGUUGUGGGAGGGGGGCCCCAAAGUGGUGUCUUGCUUUGAGCCCCGUAAGGUUUGAAGCCGCCCCUAGCAGGGAGUGCCAUGGCUUUGACACCAGAAGGCUUAGGGGGCCCCCGAACCAAGUUAUAUAGUUGUCUACCAAGUUAUGGAACUGGCUUCUAAGCGAAUAGGUCCUGGCCUGAGAAGAGUUUAGAAGAUCUCCAACCAAAGUAUAAUUUCCUCCUUUAGGAUGUAUCCCUCUAGGGUAGGAGAUAGUUGGACCAUGCCCCCUCCUCCCCUGCACUUACACUCACUGCAAUCCUCAGCCAUGAAGGCCCUACAGACUCGGGGCUGUCGUGUCAUAUUUCAAAGCUGCCAGUAAGGAUGGAGCACUUGAAGCUUCACCAUCAACAAAUAAUGUGAAACAUAAACCAGGGCACCUCUAUGGGGCAUAACGUGAAGAACCGCUGGGAAGAGAGGUGUCUCCUAGAAACAUUAGGGCGGGUACCCCUUGAAAAUGGUGCUAUGGGGAUCACAAAGUUUUGGUUAUUCCUCAGAUUGUUAUCCAGCACUGGCCUGUUGACAGGAUUUACAAAUGCACAAAUUAAUGUUAAUAUUCAAUUUAUUUAUAUAAGAAUGUAUAUAUGUUUAUAUGUGUGUAUGUAUGAAAGUAAGUAAAUCUAUUUUCUGCUUUUUGCUAUAAA